CUGCACCCGAAGGGGAAAUUUUUUUUUCUCAUGCGCUUUUCGUCAACCCGGAUGCCGAGCGGCUUUUCCACUUCACAUUCCACCAUUGUCAUUCCGAAACUCGGCUUCACCUUUUUGUUUUUGACUCACCUCUCAUACCCACACUCACCGGGAGAAAAACAGCAGCACCGUGCCCUUUUGAUACAUCUCUCGUGCUCGCGUGCCCUUUAAUAGUAUUUCUCUUCUUGGAGACUUACUAAACAGCCAAACACUUGCUUGGUAUCAGCUUCUUCUGCCCCUCCAUCGUAACCCCUCCAAGAACGACAAAUUUACCCCUCCACCCCACUCACUCACUCAACUCAACUCAACUCAUACACACACACUCUCUCUCUCAAACUCACACUCACAUAAUGGCCACCGACCGUGUCACAUCCGUCGACCUCACCGGUCUCAAGAAGAUCGGCCAGGGAAAGGUCCGCGAUGUCUUCGAGGUCGACGACAAGACGCUCCUUUUCGUCGCCUCCGAUCGCGUCUCGGCCUUUGACGUCGUCAUGAAGAACGGCAUCCCCGACAAGGGUGCCAUCCUCACCCAUGCCUCCGCACACUGGUUCAAGGUCCUCUCGGACCGAGUCCCCGGUCUCAAGACCCACUUCCUCACCCUCGACCCUCCGGCCGGCCUGCCCGCCGCCGACGCUGCCCUCAUCAAGAACCGCGCCAUGCAGGUCCGCCGUCUCAAGGUCAUCCCCCUAGAGGCCAUUGUCCGCGGCUACAUCACCGGCUCUGCCUGGAACGAGUACAAGGCCAAGGGCACCGUCCACGGCAUCCAGGUUCCCGCCGGCAUGCAGCAGUCCCAGGCCUUCGAGACGCCCCUUUACACGCCCAGCACCAAGGCCGAGCAGGGCGAGCACGACGAGAACAUCCACCCGGACGAGGCCGUACGCCUCGUCGGCGAGAAGCACGCGCGCCGCGUCGAGGAGCUGGCGCUGCGCCUCUAUUCCGCGGCGCGCGACUACGCCGCCGAGCGCGGCAUCAUCCUCGCCGACACCAAGUUCGAGUUCGGCGUCGACCCGGACACGGACGAGGUCGUGCUCGUGGACGAGGUGCUCACGCCGGACAGCAGCCGGUACUGGCCCGCCGACAAGUACGAGGUCGGCCGCGACCAGGAGAGCUUCGACAAGCAGUUCAUCCGCAACUGGCUCAUCGAGCAAGGGCUCAAGGGGAAGGAAGGUGUCGCGCUGCCCGAGGACGUGUGCCGGGCCACGGCGGAGAAGUACAAGGACGUUUUCCUGAAGCUGGUGGGCCAGAGUUUCGACGAGGUUGUUGCGCGGUCGUAGCCGAGAAGGGGGUUUGGAGGGGCUGUUAUGUGACGGUGUUUGGUGCGAGUGCUAUACCACAGGCUGAUAUCGGACGUCCGCUAGAGCGGGUAGAGAGAAAAUGAAAAGAACGGAAUAACACUUGCAGUGGGCCAUCGCCCAGGUCUCUU
Molecule: messenger RNA, 1462 nt
Organism: Colletotrichum destructivum
Lineage: Eukaryota; Fungi; Ascomycota; Sordariomycetes; Glomerellales; Glomerellaceae
Product: Putative phosphoribosylaminoimidazole-succinocarboxamide synthase, SAICAR synthetase
Exons: 3
Coding region: 390-1313 (307 amino acids)
Biological process (GO): 'de novo' IMP biosynthetic process
Cellular component (GO): cytoplasm
Molecular function (GO): phosphoribosylaminoimidazolesuccinocarboxamide synthase activity
Source: RefSeq, a predicted model, not a curated record